GGUUAAACUUCAAAUAAAUAACAAACAAACAGGUGCACAUAUGGGCUUUUCGGCCCAAAACCAGCUAAAAGCUUGUUUGGAAUUGCUCUAAUUUUCAAAAAGCCCAUACCCUCCCCUCCUUCCUUCCUUAAUCCUUCCUGGCGCGGUGGUCUAGAAUCACCAAGAAAAAACCAAAAACCGACUGCAGUUUGCUUUGCUCCUUUCUUUAUCAAGAUCGAGAGAGAGAGAGAGAAAUCGAUCUAUCUAUCUAUCGAUUGGCUGGUGAUGGGAUCAAUGAAAAUGGAAGAUGUGUCUCUGCCCACUCUCUACGACCAGGCCCGCAAAAUUACCCUUCUUGCAACCGAUUCCACGCUCGACAAGGAAACCUUGAGAAAAGGCUGCGAAGCUUUGCAAAAAUGCGAGGAAAUGAUUAGCAAAUUAGGUUUGUUUUCCACCAACGAGACCAAGGACGAAAUCAGCACUACAAAUCUCAAGUAUAUUCUGGUCCCCUUCUAUCUUGCUGAAUUGAUAGAGAAGACUGGACACGAUGACGACAGGAUACAGAUUCUCAAGGCAUCACAAGCCAAGCUUAAGGAAUUUCUUUCAUUUUGUGAUGCAAUGGAGCUUCUACCUGAAGAUGAAUCUCUACAAGAAAGUCAGAAUACGGCCCUCGACAGGAGGGCUAAGAAGAUUGCUCGGUUUAAGCGUCAACGUGCUGCCGAGUCAAAGCUCUUGGAACUAAAGGAACGCAAGGAAAGACGUGGACGCUCAACUAGAGCUGCCGCCCUAUCUACUCCUGUUGAUGCAGGAGAUGAUGAUGUGCUGGAUGAUGAUGGUGAAGAAGAAAGGGAGGCAUGGCUUACUACAAUCUCAUUGGCUAUCUGCAAGGCUCUUGAUCUUAUGGAAAUGCUGAAGAAAGAGGAGGAAAUGCUUUCUGCAAUAAAGGAAAAACAAGAGCGGGAAGGAGAUAUUGAAAUUUCAGAGGCUGUUCUUGAAGAACGUGCAAAGACUGUAGAAGACUGGCACCGCAAUGCUGCUGCUAGAGCUCGAUACACCAAAGCAGCAGCACCUAUUACAUGUGCCACUUUUGCUCAAGAUGUUUUGGAGGGGAGAGCUAAGGUUUCACAGGCACAUGAUCACAAACACCAACCACUCAUGUUUGGACCCGCUAGUCUUGUGGGUGGAAGCAUAACAAGUGAAAGAGAAAGGAUCGCUGCACAGGUUUUCCAACCUGGUCACAGAUUGCCAACGAUGAGCAUAGAGGAAGCUGGGUUGAAGGAGAUGGAGAUGAUGAAUAAAUGGCAAGAGAAUACUGCUAAGAUGAUAGAAGAAGCCAAUUCGUCGUGGCACAAUGACAAGUGGAAGCCAAGAGCAGGUGGCGCUGAUGACGAUGACGACGAUGAUGAAGAUGACGAGGCUGCCCAAGACAGGGCGAGGGCCUUUGAUGAUUGGAAAGAUGAAAACCCUCGAGGUGCGGGAAACUCAAAGCUCACCCCUUGUGGCUAGGUAUUCAUUCCUCUGUUUUCUGCCAAAACUGAAGUGGUGCUGAUAUGUUGUUACUCAUUAGGCAUCAUUUGAGGAUAGACGUGUGUAAUAGCGAGCUUGACUUUAUGCAAACCGUAUAAAACAAUGUUGUGUUAUGGCAGUAUUUAUUUCCAAACAAUGGUGUCUUUAGGUGUAGGGGAUACGGUUCCCUAUCUCUUCUCAGUUAUAUACAAGUAAUAAUUAAGGUAUUCAUUAUAAACA
Molecule: messenger RNA, 1725 nt
Organism: Helianthus annuus (common sunflower)
Lineage: Eukaryota; Viridiplantae; Streptophyta; Magnoliopsida; Asterales; Asteraceae
Product: PP2A regulatory subunit TAP46
Exons: 9
Coding region: 265-1485 (406 amino acids)
Biological process (GO): regulation of signal transduction; regulation of dephosphorylation
Cellular component (GO): cytosol
Molecular function (GO): protein phosphatase 2A binding
Source: RefSeq, a predicted model, not a curated record